GAGGAAUGUUAAAUGUUGGGCUUCUCUGUAUUUACUAUUUAUCAGGGAAGGAAAGAGGGGACUUGAACAAUUAGGACAACGCAAGUCUCCCUUUUUCUUUUCCUUUUCGUUUCUUCAAUUCCGAAUUUGAUCGAAUAAUAUCUCAGGAUUGAGCCGCCAUGUCGUACGCCUACCUCUUCAAGUACAUAAUUAUCGGAGAUACUGGUGUUGGAAAAUCAUGUCUUCUUCUGCAGUUUACUGACAAGCGGUUUCAGCCAGUGCAUGACUUAACUAUUGGUGUGGAAUUUGGAGCCAGAAUGAUCACAAUUGACAACAAACCAAUAAAGCUACAGAUAUGGGACACGGCGGGUCAAGAAUCAUUCAGAUCUAUUACAAGAUCCUACUACCGAGGGGCUGCUGGUGCCCUGCUAGUUUAUGAUAUCACUAGGAGGGAAACUUUUAAUCACCUUGCCAGCUGGUUGGAGGAUGCAAGGCAGCAUGCAAAUGCAAACAUGACUAUUAUGCUAAUUGGCAACAAGUGUGAUCUUGCCCAUAGAAGGGCUGUGAGCACAGAGGAAGGUGAGCUGUUUGCCAAGGAACAUGGAUUGAUAUUCAUGGAAGCCUCUGCAAAAACUGCGCAGAAUGUGGAGGAGGCAUUCAUAAGCACAGCUUCUACAAUCUACAAGAAGAUUCAGGAAGGAGUCUUUGAUGUAUCAAAUGAGUCCUAUGGGAUUAAAGUUGGAUAUGGAGGUAUCCCAGGUCCAUCAGGAGGCAGAGAUGGCUCUUCUUCUCAGGCAGGGGGCUGUUGCAGUUGAAACUUGGAACCCAUUCUCAGAAUCACUCAAAUCACAUGAUUGUUUUCUUUGUGCUUUAAUAGGAUCAAUUGUUCAUUUGUUGGUUGAAUCUUGUUACAUAAUUACAACAAUAGUCCAAACCAGUGAAAAGUUGAAAAUAGUAUUAAUAAUAAUGAUACAUUUAAAAUAUGUGAUAUUUGUGUUGCCUGAAUUUAAGAAAAAGAUGAUUUAUUCAUAUUCCUUCCA
This is a messenger RNA of Vitis riparia (riverbank grape), 1019 nucleotides long. RefSeq names its product ras-related protein RABB1c. The transcript is spliced from 6 exons. The coding region runs from base 159 to 794 and encodes 211 amino acids. Gene Ontology annotation, cellular component: Golgi apparatus. NCBI's taxonomy places the organism in Eukaryota, Viridiplantae, Streptophyta, Magnoliopsida, Vitales, Vitaceae. Gene Ontology annotation, molecular function: GTPase activity; GTP binding. The record is from RefSeq and is a predicted model, not a curated record.